This is a messenger RNA of Brachypodium distachyon (stiff brome), 1948 nucleotides long. RefSeq lists its product as uncharacterized. The transcript has 3 exons. NCBI's taxonomy places the organism in Eukaryota, Viridiplantae, Streptophyta, Magnoliopsida, Poales, Poaceae. Bases 443 to 1291 code for a protein of 282 amino acids. The record is from RefSeq and is a predicted model, not a curated record.
CCUGGGUAAGGGUAACAUAACAAGGAUAUGGUUGGAGAAGUCCUGGGUUUACACAACUCGUCCCGUGCCCCCAAUUUAUCCGCUUCGACUUUGGGUGCUUUGGCCACGGCAGGGAGACAGCCAUAAUUGAAGCCAUUGCACAAUGGUAAGCAGGAUCUCUAAAUCACGAAAUAUUCUGAUAGGGUAGAUGCAAUUUACUUGUUUCCAGUAUCACCAUCAGUUGGCCUCUUUGAGCAUCUACAGGACGACGCAGCUGGCAACUGCAGCAAUGAGCAAGGAAGCAGGGGACCAGCCCCCGGCCUCAACGCCGCCGGUGGCGGCGACGAGGACGGCGCCCGUGCCUUCAUUAUCCAGGUUGGCCUAUAGGUGGAAUUAAUCUCACUUCGUAAUGCCGACCCCAUGAAAGGUUAAGGAUGAGGUGGUGAGAUGCGUGCUUGCAGGCAUGAGCAAGGAGCAGAUGUUCCGAGAGCUUCGCUUGAGGGGAUUACACCCCGCGGUCGUGUUUGCCGUUUACAAGGAGCUUCGUGACCAGAACAAUGGCUUCUUCAGAGAGCACUACGUGAAGAUGGAUUUGAGGAAGCAGGCCGAGCGACUCAAACGCCUGCUGCAUCACUACAGAACGGUGCGCGACGCGGGUGCUGCCGGUGCGACGACAGCGCUAGGAACAGCGGCGCACGCAAUGUCCAUCCCGGACGGCGUGGGAGGGUUGACGGAAGCCCCUGAACACCGCACCGUCCCAAUUGGGUUGAACGGCGGCGCCUGCCUAGUUAGUUCAAGCAUCGGCGACGACAGUCGGUUUGCCGCCUAUGCGCAGACCACGAGGACGCCUGCGCUGAACGAACAAAUGCUUCUUCAGAGAGAGCAGCCGGUUAUUCCCAACGGCGGCGUCCAUGGGACAGUGCCAUCAUCGGCAGCUUGUGCUACUUCCAACCGUGCCAUGGCGGUCUCCUAUCCAAGGCCCCCCGGCAACCGUGAGCAAGCUGAACUGCUGAGGCAACGGUGGGCUGCAGGUGCGAGCGUCGUCUGGACACGGGACUCUUAUUGGCAACGGCCAUCAGUCCCGCCAUCAUCUGUUGAGACGCCGCCAGAGAACAGUGACAACCAGGGUCAGGCUGCUCCACGGCACGGCAGGCAAGCUGAUGAACCUAUGCUGGAGUGGAAGCCUAGCAGGCAACCAAAUAUACCAAUUGAGUGCCUACCGGAGUACCGGAAUCAUCCCGUGAAUCUUGCUUCGCGGCUCGGCGAGCAAACUGUAUCGCUGCAUCAACGGCGGUCUGAUGACACCAACUGAAUGUCUACGGGGCUAAUCAUUACGAUCACUUUGCUUCGCAGUAAUAUCCUCGUUAGUGUACAACUUUUGACAGAUUUGUACAGUAGAAUGGCUAGUUACGGAGAUGGAGUACUAUUAAUUUUUUUUUGGACCAACGGAGAUACUAUUAGUUGGAUGGAAAUAAACCGAGAUCUUUUGGUUUCAAAAAAGUACUCAGGUGUACCAGAAAAUAGAUUGUCUAUCAAUUCUAACCAACUUUUUUCAAGGCAGAAUGGAAAUAAACUAAUUUUCAACAAAAUUUCGCACACUAACACAACAUUAGCCCUCCAACACAUCAUUCUUCUGAAUUGUUUGAAGCUUGAAAACAUGGCUUCUAUGGAAUUUACACUAACAGUUUUAACCUGAUAUUUCAACUAAUAAUAACAUUUACAGUUAUGUGGAUGUCAUUGGGGGCAUGGAAGACGCGAAGCAAAGCUAGCACGAGACGAACAACAAAGUUCCUCAAAUAAACUCCGUGUAGAUACUGUUGGCGAUGCCCUGAAGCCAGGACUGCGGGUACGCAAAAUUUUCUUCCAUUCACGAGCCGUUCUAACGAUACAGUGAAAUACAGUUCUAAUCAUACAGUGAAAUACAGAACUAUACACGUUCACUCGCAUCAUCCGUCCAACAUUCAAAGUA